AUGGCAAAGGUUGAGGGGGACUUUGGUACUGUCUCCUCGCUGGCCAGGCCAGGCCCUAGCUUCAGCAUCCCCUCGGUCUCCGUGCCCCCCAUCAUUGCCCUGGAAGAUGUCUCCCCCACCUCGAGAAAGGCCACGAGCGUUUGUGCUGGGCCUGGGCGGGGGCAGCUGCCUUUGGGGAAGUUUUGCACCUUAGUGUCCCUGCGGCAGAGGAGGGGGCGCGAGGACAGUGGGAGGCGUUGGGCCCGGUCCCACUACCCGGGGUGGGAGCCAAGGUCCCAAGGACUGGCCUUAGGCCGCUCCGCCUCCUCCGCCCUGCAGCGUGAACGCUGGGAAAGCGAGGCUGCCCCGGGCCUGCAGGCGGCACGAGGCUGCGGAAAGCGAGGCUGGCCCGCACUGCGGGAGGCUGCGCUCUCCGGAGAUGCGGGGCGGGGCGGGGCGGGGCCGGAGCCUCCCCCGCUCCCUCGGCGGGCCGGAGGCGGGCGCUGGCCUGAGCCAAUCAGCGGGGCCGCGCGGCUGAGUGACGGGAGCCCCCCGCCCCUGGCCCGCAGUCGGCGCUGCCUCCGCCCCCUCUCUGUCCAGCGCUCUCGCCUUCGCCUCCCCUUUUUCUCGCUGCUUCCUCUCCAUCGGCAUCUUGCUGCCUUCGCUCUGGUGCCCGGCCGGCCUGCGCGCUGCCUCGUGGGCCGCCGCCGCCUUCGCCCCCGUCUCGCUCCCGUUCCCGCCCGCCGAGCCGCGCUCUCUCCCGUCCCCGGGGCCGCCCUGCCUCCGCGGCCCCCCAUUCAUUGUCCUCCCGCCCCCGCGCGGCCUCCCCCGUCUCCCCUCCUUGCAUCCGUCUCGGGGAGGGGGAGGGGGAGGGGGCCCUCCGGCUCGCGGUCUCUGGCUCUCCUCCCUUCCCGCUUCCACCUUCCUCGGCGUGGAAGUGCUCCCGUUUCCUGCUCCCCCCACCCCCACCCCCGGCCGCCCUUUCCGAGCCGCCGCCGCCCUGGAGCCCUCCGCGGGAGCCGGGAAAGGGGCUCGAAUCCCAGCCCCGCGGGGCGCCUGCUGAUGCUGCAGGGAUGAGCAAGAGGAAGAAUCCUGCCUAAGGGGCCAGUCUCUCGCCUGACCUAAAGGUGCUGCUCCUAUGCUCUGCUCAUUCCUCAGCACUGGAUGCAGGUUGGGAGCUUCAAUGUGUUAUCCCACACACAGCAUGGAGGGAGAGAGGGCGAAAAUUGGGGUCAGUGGGUCGGAAGAGCUGUGUUAUAACUAGCAUGGUGGAUUUGGAAUUGGGAACUUAGGACUCGUUUAAAAUUGAUUUUUAGCCUUGCUAAACCUCAGCUCCUCUACAAUUGGGGAUGAUACUAUCUGUAGUACAGGGUUUUACAAAUGACAAUCUACAAAAUGCUUUGUGAAAUUUACAUAAUUAUAUCGAUAAUUAUUGUCUUUCAGGAGGACCUGACAAUAUCUUGUUCUCAGUGGGCUUGCCCCAAAAAGGUUGUUCCUGUGGUAAACCAUUCAAUGCCUUAUUUCCAAUGUCAAUUCCAAUAAAAUACCGUACACAUCU
Messenger RNA from Sarcophilus harrisii (Tasmanian devil), 1537 nucleotides. Its product is annotated as atherin-like. The record is from RefSeq and is a predicted model, not a curated record. The transcript is spliced from 4 exons. NCBI's taxonomy places the organism in Eukaryota, Metazoa, Chordata, Mammalia, Dasyuromorphia, Dasyuridae. Bases 1 to 1056 code for a protein of 351 amino acids.